Patella vulgata (common limpet) is the source of this 2926-nucleotide messenger RNA. RefSeq names its product nose resistant to fluoxetine protein 6. Bases 211 to 2496 code for a protein of 761 amino acids. Lineage: Eukaryota; Metazoa; Mollusca; Gastropoda; Patellidae. The transcript has 16 exons. The record is from RefSeq and is a predicted model, not a curated record. Gene Ontology annotation, molecular function: acyltransferase activity, transferring groups other than amino-acyl groups.
GCCCAGUCAGAGUAGAAAACCAUGACAUUAAACCCCAUUUCAUUUUCAUUUCUUUUAAAAAUAUAUUGAAUGUAUUGUCCCUUUAAUUUGAUUUUGUCUAAGAUGUAUAAAUAGAAUGCUAAGUCAUAGAUUAAUGAUCAACUCUAUCGAAGCGGUGUUUGAUAGGGACAUUGAUAACGAUUAGUUUAGUCACUUGUUUAGACCAACAAGAUGUAUCAACAGAAACUGAUUUUAUGUGGAUUAAUGUUGAUAUGUGUAUCAAGAGGCCAUAAUGAGCAAAUUAAUUACAACGGUAUUCUCCGUACAGCGGGGGAAAAGAUGCGGCAUAUUGCCAGUAGACAUGCUUCUUCACAGCCAUACUUCACAGAUGAAAAUGAUUUGUUUAGUUCAGAGAUUAGAAGAGGCUCGCUUGUAAUCGAACAAUUACUAGCCAAUUCAAGAUUAUAUGAAGAGUUACCACAGUUAGCUAUUACUGAAAAAGUUAUACAAGACAUUGGCGUCACAGUUUCACCACAAUGUCAAAAUGAUACACAAUUUAUGUUGAGUAGCAUGUUGGCCAGGGAAAAUUGGGCUUUACAGAUGUUAGAUGCAUUUGGUAAACCUGAUGCUGGAAUAUUACGUGGUGCCACCAACUGGCUGGGAGAUUAUGAAGAAUGUGUGGCUGUUGUGGCUAUAAACAAGACAGAAUAUGCUGGAGGUUUUAAAGGAAAAUAUUGUUCUGGUUCUUUAGCAAAACCGAAUACAAAGCCAGCAGCACCUGGGACUAUACCUACACCUGUGCCAAUGCUAGGAAUGUGUAUACCAGAUACAUGUAGUAAUACAGAUAUACAAUUACUAAUAAAUGGAUUACUAAUGAGAUUCAAUGUUACAUCAUUUUCAAUGCAAGGUGUCAAGUGCCAGGAAAACAAUCUACCUUUUGACAGUAAAGCUACUGCUGCAAUAUGCAUUCUUUCAAUUUUUCUAUUUUUCCUGAUAAUUGGAACAUGUUAUGACUUAUAUCUACGUUUUAUUAAGUCAGACCCUAAUAUGAAAAUACCUACCUUUAUCAGUAAAAAUAAAUAUUCAAGUACAAACAAAACCAGCUUAGAUGAAUCAAGUGCUUUGUUAAACAAUUCUUCUGUAUCAGAAGAUAAUGUUACUAAUUCAACAGCAGAUCACAUAGUAAAAAACAAUGAAAAUACACAAACUGAACAAGAUACUUUAGCUAAAAUCAUCCUGGCUUUCUCUGUUUAUACUAAUGGUGCCAAAAUACUGGACACUAAUCAACCCAAAGAUUCCUUAAGAGCAGUACAUGGAAUUCGUUUUCUCAGCAUGUCAUGGGUGAUACUGGGACAUACUUUUGCCUUUGCUCUAGUGUAUCUUACAGAUAACCUAUAUCCGUAUAUGUUGACAAGUUUUUCAAGACAGUCAUUUUCUGCUAUAAUUAAUGCUCUGGUAUCAGUUGAUUCUUUCUUUACAUUAAGUGGUUUGUUGGUGGCUUAUGUUGUUUUAACUGAGAUGAAAAAAAAUAAUGGAAGAGUUAAUUGGUUUAUGUUUUAUUUUCAUAGAUUUUGGAGAUUAACUCCAGUCUAUAUGAUGGUGUUAAUGAUAGAUGUUUGUUUACUCCGUUAUAUUGGUGAUGGUCCAUUAUGGCCACAAAAAGGGUUUGAACUAAAUGAAUGUCGUGAUACAUGGUGGACUAAUUUACUUUAUAUAAACAACUUGGUUAAAAAUGACCAUCAAUGUUUUGGUUGGUCGUGGUACUUGGCCAAUGACAUGCAGUUUUAUGUUUUGAGUCCAUUGAUGUUGGUUCUUCUCUUCAUGUCAAUGUUUUGGGGCUCUAUUGUUUUGAUCGGAUUUCUGUUUGCAAUCUGGUUGACAACUGGUCUUGUGAGCAGGUUGGAACAUAUAGCACCAGGUCCAACUUACCAGAUGGAGGGAGCAGAUACUACAGCUUAUAUGAAUGAUUAUUAUUAUGCUCCAUAUUGUCGAAUGGGACCAUAUAUUGCUGGUAUAGCAGCUGGUUAUAUCCUCUAUAUCACAGCCCAAAAAAUCAAAAUAAGAAAGAUAACAGCAAUGAUUAUAUGGUUUAUAGCUGCUGGAUCUGCUCUAGCCAUUGUAUAUGGUUUAUAUGACUAUGCCAAUGGUUCUGUAGCAACAAAAGAUGUUGGUGCAUUCUAUAAUACUGUACAUAGAACUGUAUGGGGAGCAUGUGUAUCAUGGGUGGUGAUCGCAUGUACUACCGGUUAUGGAGGUUUUGUGAAUACUAUUUUAUCAUGGAAAGGAUUUAUACCAUUGAGUCGACUAUCUUACUGUGCCUAUUUAGUUCAUCCACUGGUCAUGUUUUCGUUUUAUUUUAGUAAUAGAAAACCAUUAUUUUUAUAUGAUGUUGGUAUGGUUUACUAUUACUUUGGCAACAUGGUGGCCUCUUAUGCAAUAGCAUUUAUAGUAUCACUGGCCUUUGAGGCACCAAUGAUGGGUUUGGAAAAAGCUAUAUUUAAACGAGACAAAAAAUAGUUAAAAGAUGGGCUCCUGAAAUCCAAUAUUCAAGACAAAAUAAAAAAUUUGUCUUUGGCACACGAAUUGUGUACCAUAAUGCGUUUCAGUGCCAUUUGGAGCAAGGGACUCAAAGAACGAGGCUAGACAUAUUCCACAAGUCAUGUCAAAUGGUGACGCUAUAUUCUUAUCUGGAGAGCAUGCGCAAUAAAUACCAUCGGUUUAGACUGGAAUAACCAGACGCUAAAGAUCGUCUUCAAUUGAGACUUCUUGCAUAUUUGCCGAACCUAACUGAUUAGAAAUUGCAGUAAAAACAGAAACGAUUGAAUGUUAUUAAUCAGUUUAUAUACAUUCAUAUUACAUUAUUAUAUGCGUUGCGACCCAUUUGUGUAAAUUUCUAGAUCCCAAAUAUAAGCGAUUUAGCUCCUUUAAAGCUGGUAUAUAAAAGUCC